AUGAAUACGGUUCGGUGCAUGCUCUUCGGUUGUGGCCCUUCGCUUAGCUACUGGAGAUACGCCGCGGAAUACGCGGCGUACGUGUUGAACUGGAUGCCGACUCGCGCAAAUUCAGGCCACAAAUCGCCUCUGGAGCUGCUCACGAAGAAGCCAGUGAGUGUCGUGGACGUGGUGGUGUUUGUCUCGCCUUGCAAAGUGUACCAGAACCCACUAAACGCAUCUUUGAGAAAGCGUGGAGCGCCAGGGAUCAUUGUCGGAAAAAAAACGAAUUAG
Molecule: messenger RNA, 273 nt
Organism: Peronospora matthiolae
Lineage: Eukaryota; Oomycota; Peronosporomycetes; Peronosporales; Peronosporaceae
Source: the annotation of a GenBank genome assembly